Octodon degus (degu) is the source of this 1075-nucleotide messenger RNA. RefSeq names its product chromosome unknown C3orf62 homolog (gene CUNH3orf62). Lineage: Eukaryota; Metazoa; Chordata; Mammalia; Rodentia; Octodontidae. Bases 136 to 840 code for a protein of 234 amino acids. The transcript is spliced from 3 exons. The record is from RefSeq and is a predicted model, not a curated record.
ACGAGGGUGGUGCAGGCUGGGCCUCCAUGCUGCCCUUCGGUGGAGGAACGGGCAGCCCUCGGUGACAUCGAGCUCCCUCCUGCCCCAUGCAGUUCUGGUGUGUCACGUAACAAGAACGUGGUCGCUUUUAGGGACAUGUCUGAAAAACUAAGAAGAUGCAGAAAGGAGCUGACUGCGGCCAUUGACCGGGCCUUGGAAGGGCUCAGGCGUUCCCAGGAGCCCAGCCUGGCUCCCGGUUCCCUGCCUGGGCACACGCUGCUGCGCGGGGCUAGGGAGAGCCCGGCCUGCGCGCCGCCCUGCGGGCUGGUGGGCCCCAAGCCGCAGCCUUCGUGCCCUCGGAGAAAACCUCUGAGCAGCAAGGAGAAUGUGCUGAUGCCCCCCUCGGUCUGGAGAGCUGCGGGAGACGGGGAGAACUGGAAGGAAAAAGGCUUGAGAGGCUGUAAUUCUCCACCUUUUCCCCUCCCCUACUUGGGGGGCUGCAGGAAAGAUAUGGAGGGAGAGGUCAAAGUUGACUCAAACGUGCUCCUCAGCAGCUGUAGCCAAGAAGUCACAAAGGAUCUACUUGAUAUGAUCGACCAUACAAGCAUCCGAACUAUUGAAGAAUUGGCUGGAAAACUAGAAUUUGAAAAUGAAUUGAACCGUGUGUGUGGUCACUGCCAAGAGUCACCCUUCCAGGAGGAGGCGUGGGCCCUGCUUCUGGACGAGAGUCCUCUGAAAGCCUUGGAUACUGAUCCUGGCAGCGUCAAGCAGGCUUUUGAUGAUCAGAGUAUCAUUGAGACCGUUCUGGACUUGGAAGAGGACUAUAACUUAAUGACCUAUUUUAAGUACCAAACUGAGUAAGGAAAGUUGAGUUUAGCUUUGAUUCUUUACAGCAGGGGGCUUCUACCAUGGAGCCUGUGCAGAAGCAGCCACAGUGGUCACCAAUGGCCAUGAUUUUCUGAGGAUUGGUGGAACCUGAAUCCACAAGCUCUUUUUCACUUUGUUAUUUGUGUUCUUUCAGCUAAGAGCCCAGUCUUUGUAUUGUUGUUUUGAAAUGUUUCUUACUAUUAAUCGUUUGACUUUUAUUGACAUUUUG